AUGGCCGCUGUUUUCGGAACGCUUCACAAUCAUCAAGUGGGAAAUUCGCACAGAACGCAAGAAAAGGAGCCGAGUCCAUGGGAGUUUAGUACACCAGACAACCAAGACACUGGCCCUACUUCCUCGACGCCUUAUCCUACGAACAAUCAAACCCCACAGCAAAAGCUCAACUUUGAUCCUCCAUCUCCGCCGAAAUUCAAUGGUCUUUUACCGGCACACAACCAUCCCACAACGCCUGAUAGGCAUGGACAGGCAUAUUUGAGUGGUAGACAGAGCCAACCGAGGUCAGGUACAGGCAUAGACCCCUCUUAUCUCUCGCCGCCACCCAAGAUCGGCAGCCGACCGGAGUUGAAUGCGAGCAGAAGUGGCAGCGAAGCAGAUAGUCUAUUGGACCUCUACAGCAAACCCAGAAGCCUAGGUGAAACUAGCUUGAGAGAAAGCAUGGACAGAACGGAUCGAGGGCUGGCGCAGGAAGAGCCGUUCCUGGAAGUUGAGGACCCCGAACGAUCACGGUGGAUACACAGAGACAAGCUGGCAAUGAUAGAGAGCCAUGAGAUGCAAGAGGCUGGGAUUAAGCUGCCACCACAACGACAAAGAUCUAUCACUAGUAGAUCGAGAAGUCGACGGGAGAAGAACAGGAGCCAGGAUCAGAGUACAGUGGCGCCUGAUCGAGAUGAGGGAAUGCCGCCACUGAAGGAUCGGCAGGACAGAAGGACAGAGACACCAACACGGCAAGAUGACCGAGGAGAGCAAAACGUGGUGAACGAAUUUGACAUAAGGACACCAGAAGAGAUAGCAGCGGACAAUCACAUCGCCACGAAUCUCUCAAACGGAUACCACCAACCACAGCCUGACCUGCGAAAAAGCUCAUCUCGUAUACCCCUACCACGCUCGAGCCCCAUGCCUAUACCACAAGAACACAUCGAACGAGACCAUCCGCUCCCGCGAAAACGAGGCACAAGCGGCAACUAUAGCAACAGCGACGACAACGGCCUCUCUUAUUCUCGAAUACGCAGCCGUAACAGCAGCGUCGGCAGCGCCAUCCUCCUCGACGAUAUCGACAACACCCCCAAUCACACACCUACACCUGCUUCCAACCCGGGCCCUCUCAACCAAUUCACCCCUUCCAACACUCAGCGCACACCCUCCUCAGCUCAACGACCCAAACCUCGCUCCGGCCUCGACACCACCCCUUUAAGUCAAAAGCCCCGAAUCAUCUCCACCACACCAACCUCCCUACGCACCCCAUCCUCACGCACCCCAUCCUCAACCGUCCAACGGCCCAAAUCUCGCUCCGGUCUCGAACCCCGCCCUGCAACCGCCAUAAAUCGCCCCGUGGGCGAAGCCCCCUGGCUAGCCACCAUGUACAAACCCGACCCGCGACUACCACCCGAAGAACAAUUGCUCCCUACACACGCGAAGCGAUUACAACAAGAGCAGUGGGAGCGAGCGCAGAAGGAGUCGCAGCAGCGGAUGCGGGAAGUCGAAGCCCAACAACGCAAACACCACCACCAAAAACCCACCGCGCAGUUGCCGCGCGAAUUCUCACCUUUAGCCGAACACACAAUCAACGGUCUCCAACCCUCCUCCCGCGACGCAGACGAAAAACCCCUACAAGACCAAUCAUCAGCUUCCGAAUGGCCCCUGACGCAAGCCACACCACGCAAGCCACCACCGGCAAGCGGCGGCGGCUUGAAUGCCAACCCAGCCGCGGGCGGUGGUGACGACGGAGGACAACACGCAGGAUACAGUCCCAUCCCUCGCGUGAAGCAGGGAGCAAGUCCCACUCUGGGGAACGUAACGGACAUCAGGCCCGGUCAGAGGGCGCUGGAUCCGUUUGAGAGGGAGAGAAUGGCGAGAAGGGACGAGGAGAAGGGCGGAAGGGCGGAUCCGGGGAAGAAGAAGGAGAAAGGGUGCGGGUGCUGCGUCGUCAUGUGA
Molecule: messenger RNA, 1938 nt
Organism: Letharia columbiana
Lineage: Eukaryota; Fungi; Ascomycota; Lecanoromycetes; Lecanorales; Parmeliaceae
Exons: 2
Coding region: 1-1938 (645 amino acids)
Source: RefSeq, a predicted model, not a curated record